Thalassophryne amazonica is the source of this 981-nucleotide messenger RNA. Its product is annotated as protein FAM3C-like. The coding region runs from base 52 to 774 and encodes 240 amino acids. The transcript has 10 exons. Lineage: Eukaryota; Metazoa; Chordata; Actinopteri; Batrachoidiformes; Batrachoididae. The record is from RefSeq and is a predicted model, not a curated record.
GGGCAGUUCAGGUAGCUGUUGUAAUCUGAAUGCGCCACGGACACCUGCAACAUGUUCACCAGACGAAAAGGAAAAGUAAACAUAGCAGGAGGACACAGGACAUUGCUGGUCGUGUCGGUGUUGGUGUUACUGGUCAUGUAUGUCACUUUUUUUCUACAGCCUCAAAACACAUUCAAAGUUGAUUGGAGCUCUGGUUUUUCUCAAGAUGCUUCCAACCCGAGAAGGAAUUAUGCCCUUGAGUCAAAACAGUUGGCUGGACAAUGUCUAUUGAAGGUGGACUGUCCUGAAGAUCAGCUCAGCUUCUACAUUCACAGUGGAGCUGGUAACCUCAUUCCUCCUAAGAUGUGUCUGCAGAACACCGUGGUUCUCGGUGCAGCAAAGAACAACUUUGGCUUUGGGAUAAACAUUGUGAUUGUAGACGGUAGAACAGGAAAUGUCAUCAAGACUGAUAGCUUCGACAUGUACGCUGGUGAGGUUCAACCUCUGAUAGCCUUUCUGCAGAGCAUCGAGCAGGGCUCUGUCGUGCUGAUGGCCUCCUACGAUGAACCAGCAUCAAAGUUGACCGCCGAUGCGAGGAAGCUGAUUGCUGACCUGGGCAGUUCUUCUAUUCAAUCACUGAACUUCAGAGACAGCUGGGUGUUUGUAGGUGGGAAAGGAGCCUCGGUACAUAACACCUUUGAGAAGCAUAUAAAGAAUGAGCACGCAACCAAUAAAUAUAAAGACUGGCCAGAGAUGGUUGAAAUACAAGGAUGCAUCCCAAAAUUCAUACCAUGAUCUGCUGCUUUCUUCCAAAAACAUAAAACCAAGAAACAGACACGAGGCAAGAAGACACAAAAUGGAUUCAGAAGUGGCCAUUGUUUGAAGAAGCUAAAUCUGCAGUAUGCAAAAGUUUGGGCACCCCUGAUAAUUUUCAUGAUUUUCCUUUAUAAAUCAUUGGUUGUCUGGAUCAGAAAUUUCAGUUAUAUAUCAUAUAGCAGACAA